Messenger RNA from Rodentolepis nana, 960 nucleotides. NCBI's taxonomy places the organism in Eukaryota, Metazoa, Platyhelminthes, Cestoda, Cyclophyllidea, Hymenolepididae. The record is from the annotation of a GenBank genome assembly.
AUGUCCGGAGGUGGUUCGGAUGGUCAACAACAGCAGCAAAUGCAUCUGAAUGCCCCUCAACAAAUACAGCUUACACAGAUGCAAUCUCAAAUGCAUCCUCAAAUGAGGCCCCAAACUGUUAUUCGCCAGUCAAUACCGGUCCAUAUGCAACAGGGCCAAAAUGUCCGAAUGCAUAGACCACAGGUAGUUAACUCUGGUCAAAAGGACAAUGUUGUUUCCGCUGCUUCCCCUUUAUCAGGGCUGGCAAACGGAGCACCGAGAGUUAUUGUAAUUAAUAAACAAAAGAUUUCUGCUGGUGGACAAAUUGGUCAACCAGUUCAUGUCCUUCAACAGAAUGUCAUGCAACCACCACCUCAAAAUAUGCUCAAUGAUGGAAGCCACAACAUGGUUGAUCAGACGAGACCAAUCGCUACAAGUUAUGGUCCUCAGGGUACUACUCAUAUGCAAUCAGUACCAAUGUAUCCAAUUGGAGGCCCUGGUGUCCAACAACCCUUCUAUGGCCAGCAAGUAAGAAUCGGUUUACCUGGUGGUGUUCAACAGCAAAUGGUGGGAAAUACCCAAGUUCGCCUGAUUCCUAAUGCCGGCAACGCCGGAGGCAAUAUUCCGGGAAUGCAUAUGGUGUCCCAACCAAAUCAGGUCCAACAACAACAAAUUGGCCACCCACAGCAACAACCAGCGCAACAGCAACACUUUAUGGCAACAACGGAAGGUCAACAACAACGAAUGAUGGUUUCACAGCCUCGUUCAGUUGUCGGUGGUGGUCAGGCGAUGAAACUAAUCCCCACUUCUCAACAACAACAACAACAACAACAACAGCAACAACAGACUAUGGUUUCUCAAGGACCAAGUAUGACUAUCCAAACUGGUGUUCGGAGCAAUGUGUCUCAGUCACAGAUGCAGGCGAACCAUCCUCAGCAGCAACAAAUGGCCAGUGAAAAUAGUUACUUUUGUCGAUGGUGA